Molecule: messenger RNA, 1389 nt
Organism: Populus euphratica (Euphrates poplar)
Lineage: Eukaryota; Viridiplantae; Streptophyta; Magnoliopsida; Malpighiales; Salicaceae
Product: GDSL esterase/lipase 4-like
Exons: 5
Coding region: 64-1206 (380 amino acids)
Biological process (GO): lipid metabolic process
Molecular function (GO): lipase activity
Source: RefSeq, a predicted model, not a curated record
UAUGGUGUGACCUCUAUGAAUAAGUGGAAUGGAAGAGCGAAGCGACAUUGGGAACGAUAGGUAAUGGCUGCAUCAAAAUUAACCUUCAAUUUUCUUCUGCUCAAUUUCCUUGCCAGCCUUCGCAUCCCAGAAAUCUCCCUAUGUGAUCGCUCUAGACAGCCAAAAAGACAUGUUGCUAUGUUCAUAUUUGGAGAUUCAAUCUUUGAUGCAGGAAACAAUAACUAUAUCAAUCUCAGCGUUUCGGAUAGAGCAAAUUAUUGGCCAUAUGGAGAAACCUUCUUCCACUUUCCUACUGGGAGAUUCACCGAUGGCCGUCUCAUUGUUGACUUCAUCGCAACAAAGAUCGGUCAACCGUUCGUCCCCCCAUAUUUACAACCUGGUAUUAAUUUCACUAAUGGAGUAAAUUUCGCAAGUGCUGGAGCUGGUGUCUUUCCUGACACUGAUCCUGGAGUGAUUACUCUUGGCAUGCAACUUAGCAACUUCAAGAACGUGGCCAUUUCGACGGAGGAGCAGAUUGGGGACAAAGAGGCAAAGAAACUGCUGAGCCAAGCAGUCUAUGCGACUUCUGUUGGAGCCAAUGAUUACUCUUAUUUUGUUGAUAAUUACCCUAAUGCUACUCAGCUGGAGCGAGAUGAAUUUGUGAACAAUAUGGUGGGUAACGUGACAGAUUUUGUAAAGGAAUUGUACAAUUUUGGUGCAAGGAAAUUUGCUAUUUUAAACGUAGGGCCAAGAGGUUGCCAACCAGCCGUAAGACAAAGCGAAGAACUCCGUGGUGAUGGAUGUGAAGAAGUAUCAUUACAGAUGAUAAAGAAGCAUAACAGUGCUACAUCUAAAGCCAUCAAGGAAUUGGAAAGUAAACUAUCAGGAUUCAAAUACUCAAUUCUAGACUUCUAUACCAUCCUUUUGGAUAUGAUAAAGCACCCAAAGGAUUACGGCUUCAAGGAAUCAAGUUAUUCUUGUUGUGGCUAUGGAAUGUAUAACGCAGCACAUUGGGGAAUAGAGCAAUAUACACUAUGCAAAAAUCCAAGUGAAUAUCUAUUCUUUGAUGGAUGGCAUCCUACUGAGCAUGGUUAUCGGAUUCUAGCUGAUCUGUUUUGGAAUGACAAAUCAAGUAUCGCAGCCCCAUAUAACUUAAGACAACUAUUUGAUCUCGAAUCUACACCCAUCAUUUUAUCAGAAGAAUAUGAAGUUCCCCAUUAUGAAUAAUUUUCCUUCUGUUACUUUGUACCUUAAAUGUAUGAAGACAUUGGCGAGGUCCUCUUGCUCUUCUCUCGUAGCUACGUCCUUAACUAGGACAACUAUUUGUCAGCAAUGUAUUUGAUCUUAAGUGUUCUAUCCUAUUAUUAGUGGAAAUUGGAAAAUGUCUCAAAAUGAAGCAAAAUCCUUUUA